Scleropages formosus (Asian bonytongue) is the source of this 1062-nucleotide messenger RNA. RefSeq lists its product as uncharacterized. Gene Ontology annotation, biological process: heterophilic cell-cell adhesion; homophilic cell-cell adhesion. The record is from RefSeq and is a predicted model, not a curated record. Gene Ontology annotation, cellular component: adherens junction. Lineage: Eukaryota; Metazoa; Chordata; Actinopteri; Osteoglossiformes; Osteoglossidae. The coding region runs from base 25 to 1062 and encodes 345 amino acids. The transcript is spliced from 7 exons.
AUAAUUUUUCAACAUUUUACAGAAAUGGUUGAAUAUUCAUGUUCUGUGAAAUUUCCUUUUUUUCUUCAGUUCACAGCAACUUUCAAAGCCUGUUUUGUAGUCAUGUUUGAAGUAUUCACAAAUGUGUUAAAAGGAAAAGAGAUUGUGACUCUACUUACCAGUCCGAAUUACGCUUGGAAAGUAUCUGCCCCGCUUCCUUAUUUGGUUCCUCUUUUAUGGAGAAAUAUAUUUGUAGGUUGUCUUAUUUUCAGACAGGAAAGUGCAGAACAUCAUAUAUCAUAUAUUAAGAUUUGUUUCAAGAUCAGGCAGGUUCCUUUCAUGGAGUUUGGUCUGCUCUCCCUUCCCCUUCCACUGGUGCUGAUCUGUUUGACCCUUUGGACAGCUUCUCAGAGCCAGCAGAUUAUUGCCGAUCCAGUGGUUGCUACCUACCUGCGUGGUCAUGUGACACUACACUGUAGACUCUACAGUAAAUCUACACUUAAAAUCACACAGGUUCUGUGGACAUGGGAAUCAACAGAGAAAAAAAAGGAAGUCAUUGUCGUAUAUAACCCAGCUCAUGGGACACAUUACUUUAAUUCAACUUUCUCAGGCAGAGUUGUCUAUACCAAUCAGUCCCUGGGUCAUGUGUCCAUCAACAUAACAGGAGUGAAGUUGACAGACAAGGGAAAGUUCACCUGUCAGUAUACCACCUUCCCUAGUGGAAUCAUGAAAGCCACCACCACUCUCAUUGUAAAGGGUCAGUCUGCACGUGCAAGAGUCACUGGAAUUUUAGUCUGUGUUUUGGUGCUCAUCAGCUGCCUUCCUAUAGCAGUCAUCAUCAUGAUGAAGAACAGUUUCUGCAGGAGGAUCCUGCAGGCUGCAAACCCCAGACCAGCCUCACCCAGCGUUGUGUAUGAAAAUGCUCGUGAUUUACCAGGUUCAGAGCUCAGCAUGGACUGUACUUACACCACAACAGCUGCUCAGCCGACUCCCUGUAGUUCAGACAACGUGUACGCUGGCCUACAGUUCAGUGACAGCUCCCUAUACAGCACCUUGGAAAAGUCUGGAAACAUUGACAUUUAG